Impatiens glandulifera is the source of this 540-nucleotide messenger RNA. RefSeq lists its product as uncharacterized. NCBI's taxonomy places the organism in Eukaryota, Viridiplantae, Streptophyta, Magnoliopsida, Ericales, Balsaminaceae. The transcript has a single exon. The record is from RefSeq and is a predicted model, not a curated record. Gene Ontology annotation, molecular function: acyltransferase activity, transferring groups other than amino-acyl groups. The coding region runs from base 1 to 540 and encodes 179 amino acids.
AUGGAGGAGCCCCACAAAGAGAUCACUUUGCGACCAAUGGAGUUAACCGAUGUUGACGAGUUCUUGACAUGGGCGACCGACGAUAGAGUCACUCAUUUUACCCGUUUUGACACGUUCACUUCUAGGGAUCAGGCAAUUGAGUACAUGAAGAUUCCUCAUCCAUGGUUGAGGGCCAUAUGUGUUGAGAAUAGGGCAAUCGGGAUGAUAUUUGUGAUACCGAUUCCAAAUGAGGGAAAACGAAGGGCGGAAAUGGGGUACUUGCUAGGGUUGAGACACUGGGGGAAGGGGAUAGGAACGAAGGCGGUGAAGAUGGUGGCAUCAACCAUUUUCAAGGAAUGGAGUGAGCUUGAGAGGCUUGAGGCAGCUGUUGAUGUGAGAAACAAGGGAUCUCAAAAGGUUUUGGAAAAGGCUGGUUUUGAGAAAGAAGGAGUUUUGAAGAAAUACAUGAAGUUAAAUGGGAAAGCAAGAGAUAUGUUCAUGUUUAGCCUUGUUUCUCAUGAUCAUGAUCAUGAUCAAGAUCAAGAUCUUCCCAUUAUCUAG